CUCCCAACCUCUCGUUACACCGCCGACGCUGCAACGCCUAAACACCCCGUCAAUUGCCCGCCCAGAGCUGCGCCGCCGCUCGUCAAUUCCACCACCACGCGCCCCGACGACACGCCCGCCAAUUCCCACGAUGCUGGCCGGCGCACUCUGCCGCUUGGCAGCCGACGCCCCCAGGGCCUCCCCACACGACAUGCCGCAGCUCGCCCGCACCCUCGGUCGCACCCUCCUCGCCCGCAAUGCCGCCCAGCUUCCGUAUGCGCGCGCCCUCUCACGCGCCUUCGCCUCUGCUCUCCAGAACCGCCGGUCGUAUGCUACAACUACGCGCGCCACCAAGCCCACGGCGACAGUGAAGAAGGCGGUCAAGACAGCCGCCGCUAAGAAGCCUGCGCCCAAGAAGACGGCCACAACAGCAAAGAAGGCGGCUCCCAAGAAGAAGCCCGCAGCAAAGAAGGCGGCGCCCAAGAAGAAGGCGAAGAAGCCUGCCGCGAAGAAGCCUGCGCCCAAGAAGCGCGUCAAGAAGGUCUUGACGCCCGAAGAACAACAAAAGGUCAAGCUCCGAGAGCUACGCGCCAAGGCACUCAAGGAGCCCGUAAGCCGCAGGUCAUUGUCUGCUCUCCAUGUCUUCUUAGCUGAAAAGCUGGCUGGUGUUCCGGGCCAAAAGACUGGGCAACUUCCGGCUGCUACGGCCGAGUUCCAGAAAUUGACCCCCGCUGAGCUUGAGGUAAGCCCUGUCCGCCUCACAGUGCAUCACACUAUACUAACUGUCUGA
This is a messenger RNA of Alternaria ventricosa, 769 nucleotides long. RefSeq lists its product as uncharacterized. The transcript has a single exon. The record is from RefSeq and is a predicted model, not a curated record. Lineage: Eukaryota; Fungi; Ascomycota; Dothideomycetes; Pleosporales; Pleosporaceae. The annotation marks the transcript as partial.